GGAGGAGGCGGCCCUAGCGCCAUUUUGUGGGAGCGAAGCGGUAGCUGGGCUGCUCUUGGAUCCCUCGCUGCUUCGGUUUCCCUGUCGGGCUUCCUAGCAGCGGCCUAGCGGAAAAAUAAGAAAAGAUGUCUGAAUAUAUUCGGGUAACCGAAGAUGAGAAUGACGAGCCCAUUGAAAUACCAUCAGAAGACGAUGGGACAGUGCUGCUGUCCACAGUUACAGCCCAGUUUCCCGGGGCAUGUGGACUGCGCUACAGGAAUCCAGUGUCCCAGUGUAUGAGAGGUGUCCGGCUGGUAGAAGGAAUUCUGCAUGCCCCUGAUGCUGGCUGGGGAAAUCUGGUAUAUGUUGUCAACUAUCCCAAAGAUAACAAAAGAAAAAUGGAUGAGACAGAUGCUUCAUCAGCAGUGAAAGUGAAAAGAGCUGUCCAGAAAACGUCUGAUUUAAUAGUGUUGGGUCUUCCAUGGAAAACGACUGAACAGGAUCUAAAAGAAUAUUUUAGUACCUUUGGAGAAGUUCUUAUGGUUCAGGUCAAGAAAGAUAUUAAAACUGGCCAUUCAAAGGGGUUUGGCUUUGUUCGUUUUACGGAAUAUGAAACCCAGGUUAAAGUAAUGUCACAGCGACAUAUGAUAGAUGGACGGUGGUGUGACUGUAAACUUCCUAAUUCUAAGCAAAGCCCAGACGAGCCUCUGAGAAGCAGGAAGGUGUUCGUCGGGCGCUGUACAGAGGACAUGACCGCCGACGAGCUGCGUCAGUUCUUCUGCCAGUAUGGAGAAGUGGUAGAUGUCUUCAUUCCCAAACCGUUCCGGGCCUUUGCCUUUGUUACCUUUGCAGAUGAUCAGGUUGCCCAGUCUCUUUGUGGAGAGGACUUGAUCAUUAAAGGAAUCAGCGUACAUAUAUCCAAUGCUGAACCUAAGCACAAUAGCAAUAGACAGUUAGAAAGAAGUGGAAGAUUUGGUGGUAAUCCAGGUGGCUUUGGGAAUCAGGGUGGGUUUGGUAACAGUCGAGGGGGUGGAGCUGGCUUGGGAAACAAUCAGGGUAGUAAUAUGGGUGGAGGGAUGAACUUUGGCGCCUUUAGCAUCAAUCCAGCGAUGAUGGCUGCAGCCCAGGCAGCGCUGCAGAGCAGCUGGGGCAUGAUGGGCAUGUUAGCCAGUCAGCAGAACCAGUCGGGCCCAUCAGGUAACAACCAAAGCCAAGGCAACAUGCAGAGGGAGCCAAAUCAGGCCUUUGGUUCUGGAAAUAACUCCUAUAGCGGUUCUAAUUCAGGUGCAGCAAUUGGUUGGGGAUCCGCAUCAAAUGCAGGGUCUGGCAGCGGUUUUAAUGGAGGGUUUGGCUCAAGCAUGGAUUCUAAAUCUUCUGGCUGGGGGAUGUAGACAGUGGGGUUGGUAGAGACUGGUGGGAAUUCAAAUUUUUCUAAACACAUGGUAAGUAUAUUGUAAAAUACAUAUGUACUAAGAAUUUUCAAAAUUGGUUUGUUCAGUGUGGAGUAUAUUCAGCAGUAUUUUUGACAUUUUUCUUUAGAAAAAGAGGAAAAGCUAAAGGAAUUUUAUAAGUUUUGUUACAUAAAGGGUUGAAAUAUUGAGUGUUUGAAAGUGAACUGCUGUUUGCCUGAUGGGUAAAAACCAACACACUACAAUUGAUAUCAAAAGGUUUCUCCUGUAAUCUUUUAUCCCUGGACUUGUCAAGUGAAUUCUUUGCAUGUUCAAAUGGAAACCAUUGAUUAGAACUACAUUCUUUUCUCCUUGUUUUAAUUUGAACCCCACCAUAUGGAUUUCUCCCUUAGGAAAAUCUCCUUUUUGGAGAUCAUGGUGUCACAGUGUUUGGUUCUUUUGUUUUUGUUUUUGUUUUUGUUUUUAACACUUGUCUCCCUUCACAUGCAAAAGUACAAUAUGAAGCCUUCAUUUAAUCUCUGCAGUUCAUCUCAUUUCAAAUGUUUAUGGAAGAAGCACUUCAUUGAAAGUAGUGCUGUAAAUGUUCUGCCAUAGGAAUACUUCUGUCUGCACGCUUUCUCAUUCAAGGACUCGUCAGCACGCUGCACAGGCCGCGUCUUUGACGGUGGGUGUCCCAUUUUUAUCCGCUACUCUUUAUUUCAUGGAGUCGUAUCAACGCUAUGAACGCAAGGCUGUGAUAUGGAACCAGAAGGCUGUUUGAACUUUUGAAACCUUGUGUGGGAUUGAUGGUGGUGCCGAGGCAUGAAAGGCUAGUAUGAGCGAGAAAAGGAGAGAGCGCGUGCAGAGACUUGGUGGUGCAUAAUGGAUAUUUUUUAACUUGGCGAGAUGUGUCUCUCAAUCCUGUGGCUUUGGUGAGAGAGUGUGCAGAGAGCAAUGAUAGCAAAUAAUGUACGAAUGUUUUUUGCAUUCAAAGGACAUCCACAUCUGUUGGAAGACUUGAAGUGAGUUUUGUUCUUAGGUAACCCGCGUCAGCUGAAUGUGUUAAGUGAAACGAUACUUGUACCCCCCCCACCCCUCCGUCAACUGCUGUGAAUGCUGUAUGGUGUGUGCUCUCUUCUGUUACUGACCUGUAAGUGUGCUCAUGUGAACUGAAGCUGGUGGCUUGAGAACAUGGACUGAGCUUGUGGCGUGCUUUGCAGGAGUACUUGGAAGCAGAGUUCACCAGUGAGCUCGGGGUGUCGCAAAGAAGGGUGGAGGUUCCUAUGUCUGUUAGCCACCCAUGAGAAUGCUGUCUGAUGCAGUUCUGUGUCCUGUGCUUGGAUGCUUUUUAUAAGAGUUGUCAAUGUUGGAAAUUCUUAAAUAAAACUGAUUUAAAUAAUAUGUGUCUUUGUUUUGCAGCCCUGAAUGCAAAGAAUUCAUAGCAGUUAAUUCCCCUUUUUUGACCCUUUUGCGAUGGAACUUUCAUAAAGUUUCUUGGCAAUAGUUUAUUUUGCUUCAAAUAAACUUAUUUGAAAAGUUGUCUCAAGUCAAAUGGAUUCAUCACCUGUCAUGCAUUGACACCUGAUACCCAGACUUAAUUGCUAUUUGUUCUUGCAUUGUCCAAAGUGAAAGUUUUUUUUUUCUUUUUAAAUCUAGUUUUUAAUAAGUCUGGGUGACCACACCUAAAAUGGUAAGCAGUACCCUCCAGCUUUUUAUUAGUGCCUCUGUGCAUUUGGGUGAUGUUCUAUUUACAUGGCUUGUAUAAAUAUCCAUUGGGAAUCAUGCCUUCUAAAAAUAUUCUUAUUUGAGGGAGUGGGAAAAACAAUGUUAAUUAUUUUCAAAUGCUUUGUAGCAAAGCAUAGCAGUCGAAAAGAAGGGAAUAUCAGCACCUUUCUAGUUCGGGAUUGAAAAGUGGAAUUAAUUGCAGUAGGGAUAAAGUAGAAGAAACCACAAAUUAUCUUGUGCCUGAAUCCAUUACAAAGCCUGAUAGCUUUAAGAACUAGCAGGGUGGGUUGUCUGUCUGGAAGUGUUAAGUGAAAUGGGCUUUGUCCUCCGCAAGUGGGGGUUGAAUAAAAUCGUUUACAAACUCAGAGUAGACUCUCACGACGCAUUGUGAAGUAUGUAAAAGCAAUAAUCUAUUGAUUCUCUGUUGUACUUUUUAUGUAACUACUGUGAGGGUUGAGCUUGUUUUCUGAUGGAAGAAUGAACAGUUUUUGUGUUGGUAGCUUUACCUGAUGCCCUUAUCUGAUUAGAUUAUGAUAAAUAGGUUUGUCAUUUUGCAAGUUACGUGUUUUAACUUUUAGAAAUGAAGUCGUCCUUUAGACUUGUGAUCGCCACGUUGUUUCGUUAUUCAGUUUCCUCUGUAAAAGGAUCUUGCGUUGUUUUAAUUUUUUUUCUGCAUCUAAGUUGCAUGAUUUCCAAACCCUGUACCAUCUGAAUUUUGCAUUUUAGCACUUGCACUAUUACUCAGCAGCAGUAACAUGGUAACACUUAAAAUGGUAUUCGGGGACCUCCAAAGACUAAACUGACAAGCCUCCAAGGAGCCCGGGGUAAGUUCACUUGUCAAUGGCAUGGUUUUAAUCCCUUAUUUACACUUGUUGUAAAUCUAGUUACCCGUCUUAGAAGGCUUUCAGUGUGGAGCAGCCUUCUGUUAACAUGUUUGUGAUACCAGUAGCUGUGGGUAUUUAAUUCUACCCUAAAAAAAAAAAAAGAAAAAAUGAAGUCUAGAAGUAAACUAUUUGGCAAAGAUUUUGUUUUUAAAAGUCUAUUUGGUCAUCUCAAUGCAUUCAUUCUCAAAACUUUUUUGAACCAGUUGAAUAAAAAAUUUGUUGCCACCACAGUUUAGUGUCUGGAGUCUUACUGGAAAAAUACAAUUUCUUUUUUAUAUGUGACAAAGGUGAUGGAAAGUUACCUUUAAAAAGUGAGUCUCAAGAAGUUCCCCUUUAAUGUGCACAAGAGAAAUUGGGCCAAAACUCACAAUGAAUUUUUACGAGUGAUAAUUAUUUGGCUAGAAUGAAACCCUUUGUUAAAUGUUAACCUAUUAAAACUUUUUAAGGAGGAACAGCCAACAAAAAUGACAUGAGAUUUUUAAGGUUGAGUCGGCUUAAAUUGUGUCCUUAGGAAAAAGAAGAUGUAUGUGAUAAUUAGAAUAAUUUGUUGUUGAGUACUAGGUGAGUAGCUCUUAAUUGUGUAUGAGUUCUAUACUUUACUCAGCUAUUGUAUGAUUUGUGAUCCGUUGUUCGUUAAGUGUGCCCAAGUAUUUCCAUGUUCGUUGUAAGAAGAAAACACUAUAGAUUUAUCUAUAAUAACACCACUGAAUUCUAAUGUAUUUCUUCUUAAGGAAAUGGCACAUUCAAUUCAGCGUUUUUCUGUAUGUGAACAUUAUUUAGGCUAUUUCCAAGUGCCAGGAACAUCCUCACAGCUAAGAUAAAUUCUUAACAUCGGAAUUACUAGGUCAAAGACUAUGCAUGCUUUCAAGGCUUUUCAAAUAUAUUGCCAAAUUGUCCUUUAGAAAAUGUGUGUUGUCUUUGACAAUGUGAAAUAGUGCUAUUCCAUGUUUUUUUUGUCUGCCAAUUUGGUAAGUGAAAAAUUAGAUCUCACCAAUUUGUGGUAUUGGUUUUUAGACAUGGGAGUCAGUCAGUACCUAAGCCAAAGUAUCGAUGUGUCCAGUUUAUUUACAAAAAAUCAUGAUUCAGUGUUAUCCCUGAGCCAAUAUUGCUAUAAUAGAUAAAGCUGUGUUAGAGAUCAGUAAGAACAAGCCCCGACAUGGUGGAAACGUAGUCAGAGAACAUGAACAGGCAAUUCGUAGAAAUGUAGAUAACCAGUACAAAAUAUACUGGACUUUGUAAGUAAUUAAAUGCAGAUUUAACCAGCGAGUUUCUCUUGGAUUGGCAAAAGUGAUCCCACCUAAUGGUCUGUGUCCCCUUGAAUCAAAGAGUAAGAGACGAAAAACCUGGCGAAGGAGAAGCGCCCGGAAUGGCAGUCUGACCCAUGGUGUGGCAGUGGUUUGGGGGUUAGAGCGACAACUGCUGUGUUCGUGUCUCUCAGGCCACAUGGGGCUGCUAAGACCUUUUACAGGAAUUUUUAAAAUUAAGGAAUCACUGAAGACCUACAAAUUAAAAAUUGUUAAUUAUGUUCUUGAUCCAGGGAAUAUAGCUAAUAACUUUGGUGUAGACUCCAUACUGAUUUGCUUCCCCACAAUUAAUGGAACCCCAGGACACUGUUCCUCCCACAAACCAUCUCUGUGUCUCAUUACCUAGAAACACCAACGCCCCCCCCCCGUCCCCUUUACAACUGUCCUUGCCCCCACCUUCUCAGCCAGCACAAAACGUGUUCUCCGUUACCCCUCCCCCUGGAUAGGAGUGCUUCUCAUACGCAGCAGUACAUUUCUGAUGGUCGACAAUGGUAUGUCAACAAACAUUAGAUUUCUGGCAAGAAAAAACCCCUCUGGGUUAAUCCCCAUCCAGAUGCGGUUCCAAUGUCAUUUGUCCUCAUGAAGGAUUCAGCUUCCUUUCCUGGCAAACAGGCAGGUUGUUGUUAUUGAUUACAACUCUUCUUCAAUUUAAUCAGUGCUAUGUCGUUAUCAAAACCAGCAUCGUGAGUAUAACCUUCAUGUAUAAAAAUGGCCUCGGCCCAGGCUUGUGUGUAAUGAGCUGACAGUCUCUUCAGGGUACCCAUUCUGAUGUCUAAGGAGGAGGCAGCUGCUUUCUGCACGUAUACAGCCUGAGCAGCUAUUAGGAUCCAGCUGUCCUGCAGGAGUGCACCCGCUGCUGUAGCUUGGCCUAAUAACAGGACUUGCCAGGGGAAAUCACCAAGCUUUGCCUUCUGCCCUCCAUAUAUACGACCUCCUAUGGUACGAGUUGAUAUUCCAGAAACUGGGGAAAGAAGCAGAUAGAGCCUUUAUAGAAACCGGGCGGUGGUUUUUCCCACAGUUAUUACCACUUUGGAAUUGUGUCUGAUGUCAUCCAAAAGUUACCUCGGGUUGAUUGGGUGCCCACCUAAACAGGUGAGGCUGCUUUAAAACACAGUUCAAAGACCCGAUAAAACCUCUUGGUAAAAAUGAGGUGAGUGAAAAUUAACUUUUAGAACUAAUUUGUUUUGCUAAAAUAAUUUGGUCUACACAAUUGGGAAAAUUAAUAGGGCAAACAGGAAUUGUCUGAGCUGAUGUACUGGGUGAUGUGAUUAGAAAGUGAAAGGAAAUGACCUUUUCAUUGCUUGUUUUCCUACUUGUAAAAUGGGGUAUUUACCAUGUAGUUCUGGGAAAGCAGGAACUAAGGUCACUAUCCCCAGGAUUUGCAAAAUUCGUUUCACCUUUGAACAUAACAAAUGUUUUAAAAAUCAGAAUGUUGCAGUUGUAGCCAGGAACCUUCAGGUUCAGAAAUUAUUUUUGGUCUAGUUGAUGCUUCCAAACUAAAUUUACUGUGUAUGGCUAACUGAAUCUGCUCAUUAAUGUAGCAGCUAUGUUUCCUGUUGUGUCAGAAUACUGGCAUUAACACUUACAAAUGUUGUGUCAGCUAAGAUAUUUUUUUAAAACAAUUUAAGCCAAAUAACAAAGGAGUAAUGAAUAUAUUACCACCUUAUUUUUUUUAAUCACUGUACCCAACCUUAUCUUCAGAGUCAAUUCUGGUAAAAAAAAUUUUUUGAGUACUAUUAAAAAGCAAAUUGCAUUAAUGUUUAAAAACUAGAUGUCAUUUAAAACAAUUGCUUAGGGAAAUAAUGAAGUUAUUAGCUUUGGGGUUUUAAUAGUUAUACAGAGAAAAGUAACUCCGCAGCAGAACUCGUGUUUAUAAAUGUAAAAGUGGUUCAAGAUAAUUUUUAAAAUCAAUUAUUUAUGCUUGCCUAGUUAUAAGGUCAGAAAUAAUCAAGUGACUGAUGAAGUCAGCACCUAACAACCUCUCCGUCCGGAAAGGGGGUUCGAUGAGAACGUAUUAUUUGGAGAUAACAACUUGGUGUAAGAGCCAAGUGCUGAAGUUCCAUUUCUGCCCACCACAGCUAAAGCUCUGCUGAUGUCUCCCACCCAGUUCUACUUCCAUCAGUUACGAAUCUCUUGUAUAAAUGUAUCCAUUACCAGGCUCACAGACUGGGAGUGAUGUUUCUCCUUUGGAGCUCGUCCAGAAUCCAUCAGCCUCACACACAUUUACCUGCAAAUCAUUGGAAAAGCAAAAAUGUUUAACUGCAUGUAUAAGGUGGUUGUCAUUUGCUUGAAUACCCCCUUGAAAAAUGUUGAUUCUUGAGCAUCAGUGGGAAAUAGAGGUGUCUGAAUAACCAUUUUACAUGAUUUCAUAAAUAGGAGGUCUCUGCAUUAACCAUGUUUUGCUUGCAAAGUGGAAACCUUUUAGAUGUGUAACUUGAAUAUGUAUCAAGAUCUCAAGUGCUUAAUGAUAAGGUUUUGACUUGUUAAAUUAAACCAUUUGGAAUAUA
Molecule: messenger RNA, 7787 nt
Organism: Callorhinus ursinus (northern fur seal)
Lineage: Eukaryota; Metazoa; Chordata; Mammalia; Carnivora; Otariidae
Gene: TARDBP
Product: TAR DNA binding protein
Biological process (GO): regulation of gene expression
Cellular component (GO): chromatin; nucleoplasm
Molecular function (GO): RNA binding
Source: RefSeq, a predicted model, not a curated record